AAUAAAUAGUGGAAAUUCGAUUUGUCGACAUUUUUCUUGUUUUUCUUUUUUUUUUUUUGAUGAAACGUGGUGACGAAGCACCCAACGGGACAAUGAUGCGACUCCCCGUGCAGUUCCUUGUUGCGGCACUGCAGCGGAACCAAAGAAAAAGGCCACCGCGAUGAGAUCCGUCCGACUGGUGUCAAACCUGUGGCUGGCAAUGUCUUCGGCAACGAGGGGUACAACGAGGGGUACAACGAGUCCUGCUAUUCGCUCGACGAACCCACCACAAAGGCUGCCAUCGGUGUUCUCGGCAGCGGCGUCUGCUACGGAACUGGGAGCCGCCCGUGGCUCCGGCGCGGUGGGCGGCGAUUCCAGCGGCCCCGACGACGGCGACCGUGCGAUGCGCGAGUUGGCGGGGUACCACCCGAUCGUCAUCGAGGGCAUGGGAUACUACGACCCCCGUGACCCGGCCGUGGUGGCCGGGAACAUCUGCGAGAACCUCGGGGCGCAUUUCGCAUCCCGCGGCGGCCAAAGCGACGGGCCGUACCUGGUCGUGGUCCAGGGGGAUCCUCUGACCGAGCGCGGGAUAUCGGCCAUCACGCCGAGGGUGGCGGAGUGCCUCGGAUUGAAGCGCGGGCUGGUCUGCCUGGACGAGGACAUCGAUCCGACCCACUCCCAGAACGCGGACCGCGAAAACGUCGUGCUGGAAGUGAGCUACUCCCGCCUAGCGGGCAUUUUGUCAAGGUUGCCGUACGAAGGCGGCGGCGAAGGCAGCAGCGAGAAAUCCGUGCUGCGGGCCAUGGAAGAGUCCAUCGACGCCCUCGUUCGCCAAAAGAACCUCGAGCGGGAGGCCAUCGGCAAACCACCGAUGAAAGAGUAUUUCAAGCAGUACGCGCUCUUGCAGGAGGUCACCAAGGCCUCCCUGCACAGGCUCUGUGGGGGCCGACUCACGAUCGCCCACACCUCCGCGGACAUCAAUCCGUAUUCCGUCACGAGUUUUUACCGGGUGGGGCUCGAUCUGGGCCUCUACCACGAAGAUGCAAACAUGGUGGCCUAUCGAAAUCUUUCCGAAGACCACAAGUCACAAGAAGUUUUGGACUUUGAUGCGAUCGAUACGAGAUAGCAACUCGGAGGUGCAACAGCGAGUCUGUCGAAUUUAUGGUGGACAGAACACCAGGUGAAAGCACACGAUGACACGCCAUGAAUUCUGCGAUGCGCAUGAUCCAAUACAAAGUUCAAGCAAGA
Molecule: messenger RNA, 1227 nt
Organism: Pseudo-nitzschia multistriata
Lineage: Eukaryota; Bacillariophyta; Bacillariophyceae; Bacillariales; Bacillariaceae
Source: the annotation of a GenBank genome assembly